Echinostoma caproni is the source of this 1473-nucleotide messenger RNA. The record is from the annotation of a GenBank genome assembly. Lineage: Eukaryota; Metazoa; Platyhelminthes; Trematoda; Plagiorchiida; Echinostomatidae.
AUGUCCCUUUUCUCUCUUUUUUUGAAUUCCACAGAACUCAAUGGCACGCCAGACAAAAAGCCUGAUCCAUCAGUUGUAGAAGAUAAACCGGCGUCGCCUCAAAGAAAUUCCACAAUCCACUGGUACCCAACAGCCGGAUUAGCCAUACAAAACGGGGCGAUCGCCAAGACUGAUUCGAAAGGACGUGAGAAGGAGAAUUUCAAUUUGCGAGUUGAACCCGGACACAGUCGGACAUCACGCAAACCUGAUAAAGAGAGCCCAAAAAUACCGGUAAAACAGCAACCGACAGACAGAAGUAUCGAGCCGUUGAAUCCUUUGGAAUUAAAGAUUCACGAGAAAAUACGCGCGCCGUUUGAACGACUCGAUCCUAUUCGUCAGACGGUGCACUGCACCAAUCGAUCUCGUCUGGAACAACAAAUCUACGAUAAAGAUGGAGUGCCCGGAAUAGGAGAGAAUAAGGAUACGGUAGUUGCAACUGCACGAUCAAAUCUGACCACACUGGAGCAAGAUGUACUGGAAAAAGAAGAAUAUCCUGCGAAAGAUUUGAAUAAAACCCGCGGAUUUUUCCGAAGUUUUACAUCACGAUUUUCGAAACGACCAAUACUGGACAAACCAGAUUCCACUUCUGAACGAGACCCCCUACCCUAUAUUCAAAUGCCCAGUGUGGAUCGGAACCCAAAACCGGAAUCCUCAAGCGUCCCACAGAGAGGAGCAUCAAUCAGACUGGGUGGAAAAUCGUCCUCAGCCAGUCGUCCGAAUUCCCAAAUUUCCGUUGGCAGCAAGAGGUUCAGUAGAGAGUUUGAUAUCACUCGAGCUUUCACACCACCCACCGUGAAUGAACCGCAAUCGGUUAGUGGUUCGAACGAUCAUGAAUCUCCGGAGAACUCCACGGUUGGAUUUUUUCGUUCUUUGGCACUGCGAUUCAGUAAAAGGAAACCGUUUGAUUUCGGUCACACUGCCGAAUCAGAGGACAAACAAACCACAGUCACACGACAGUCCAGUUUCUCCGUGAUACCACCUUCAAUAUUGGCCUCAGUUGGUGAACGGGCACGGGCACAUACGGAUGGCGGCACGCAGCUGGUGGUCACGGAUACACGUCACUCAAUUCGAACACCGCGAUCCGACAGAAGACCCAUGAGUUUUAUGAUAGGUACAACAGACAGCUCGGAAAGACCUCGUGUGGUACGAUUCAAAUGGAAUAUGAAAAUUACCAGCAAGCGAACACCGGAAGAAAUUUCCGCGGAGAUCACUCGAGUCCUCAAUCAGAACAAUUAUGCGUAUGAACAGCAGAAAAAGUUUCUGUUCGUCUGUGAAUCGAACAGUUCGAAUCCGCACGGCUAUGCAACCUGGGAAAUGGAAGUGUGCGAAUCACCUCGGAUGGGGUUAAAUGGGAUCCGAUUUCAUAAAAUUUCUGGAACCACUUCCGCGUUCAAGGUUAUCACGGAUAAUCUCACUCAUGAGAUGAAAUUGUGA